This is a messenger RNA of Trichoderma citrinoviride, 1554 nucleotides long. RefSeq lists its product as hypothetical. The annotation marks the transcript as partial. Gene Ontology annotation, molecular function: zinc ion binding; ubiquitin conjugating enzyme binding; ubiquitin protein ligase activity. Gene Ontology annotation, biological process: protein polyubiquitination; positive regulation of proteasomal ubiquitin-dependent protein catabolic process; ubiquitin-dependent protein catabolic process. The transcript has 7 exons. NCBI's taxonomy places the organism in Eukaryota, Fungi, Ascomycota, Sordariomycetes, Hypocreales, Hypocreaceae. The record is from RefSeq and is a predicted model, not a curated record. Gene Ontology annotation, cellular component: cytoplasm; ubiquitin ligase complex.
GACCAGUAUACCACAAAGUACGUUCCGUUUGUGGAGACUUCGGCGAUGAGGAACAACAUGUUUGUCCAUGCGGCUACUUCGCAUUAUGGCAUGGUGAAUCCUGCCAUAAUGAGUGGCUUUGGGGACGACGACGACGACUCGAUAUGGCUGGUGGAUGACGAGGAUUCGGGAGAGGAGCCUGCAGUCGAGAGAGGAGGGGAAGCAGAUGGAAAUGAAGAGGAAGAAAGAGAAGAAGCAGAAGAGGACGAGCCGGAUGUUGCUCUACCAGCAACAAGUCAACCUCCAGUGGUGCCAAGCGCGUCUGAAACAGCUUCAAAGGCUGGCCCGCAGACUGGAUUCACAUAUCGCAUCAACUAUGCCCUAUUUGAUGACGACGAGUUUGCAAGCUCACAGGAAGAAGAGACGGCUCGCACCUCGCUGAGCGCGGGAAGGGCCCCCAGCCUGCUCGAGAUCGGUGCCUCUAAUGGCUCCUCCACCCCUGGCACAAGCAAUCCGUACGUCGAUCUCCUUGAGCAGCAAGACUCCGCCAUGACGGUGGCGUAUCAACGCCGUCUGGCCUUGUCCGAAAGACGUGGAGAUGAUGAAGCUGAUGAAUUCAGCUUCGGACAGCGGUAUCAAAAAGACCCAGACACGCUGGCUGUCCUCGUUACGCAUCAGCGUGUGCCGGCAGACCAUGCGGCAGGGGAUCGGGAUUGUUCAAUAUGUGCUGAUACUAAGGAAUCCGUUCUAUUCCCCCGAUUCUCCCCAACCGCGUCUAUUCGGUCUGAUCUUACCAGCAAGAUCUGGACGGAUAUCAGAUGUCCAGAGUGCCGUGGAUUGUUAGACUAUACAGACAUUCAGCGCUAUGCUGAUGAGGAGACAUUCAAGAGAUACGAGACGCUUGCUCUCCGAGCUGCCAUGGCUGAGGCCGACAACUUUUUCUGGUGCACCUCCGGCUGCGGCUCUGGUCAGAUACAUGAGACCGGCCAUGAACUGCCCAUUGUCAUAUGCCUCCACUGCAACCACCGGUCUUGCUUCCACCACAACGUCGCCUGGCACCAGGGCUUAACGUGUGACGAGUACGAUCAGCUGCUCGCCGAUCCGGACAACUUCCGUUCCAGGCUUGAAAUCGACAACGAUGCGUGGGCAGCUUCGCAGGAAGCACAACUUAAUGCAGACAGAGCCAUGGCCCAGGGCUUGCUGGAAGAAGAAAGAAGAGCUGCGGAGAUGAGACAGCAGAGAGAGCGCGAGGAGAGAGAAAGAACGAGAAGAGCGAUCGAACUGGCGAGGCAAAUUGCGGCAAGGAGAAAGGUAGAGGAGGAGAUGAACAGGAUAACCAUUGGGAGGACGACGAAGCCGUGUCCCGGGUGCGGAUGGGCAAUUGAAAAGAAUGAUGGAUGCUCGCAUAUGACUUGCGUCAGGUGCAAUCACCAGUUUUGCUACGAGUGUGGCGCGGACCAUCAGCAGAUACUGGAGAACGAUAACACCAUUCACCUUGAGACUUGCAAGUUUCACCCGAGCCAGCUGGAGGAGUGGGACGGGGAAGAGGUGGAGGAUACGCAUGAUGAUGAUGAG